AUGAUCGAAACUGAAAGUGCUGCAAGGCGAACGUGGGAGAAUAGCCGACACGGAUGGAUUCCAGUUCAGUUGUUCGAACGCAAUGAAAUUAUGCCAACGAAAAACGGCAAAAAGGCUGAUGAGCAAGAGUCGGCUGGACAUCUGGAGCAGGAAAAAGAAUCAUUGUUGGAUAUGCUGAGCAAUGUUAACCUUAACGCGGAACUUUUACGACUCGGCCAAGGUGACCGAGAGGAUAUCAAUGCGACAACGAAUCGUUUGCUGAACCGAUGUAAAGCAGUUGAGGUGGUCGUCAACACUCCACGCAAUUCGGAGCAAACCAAAGCGCUCACCAAUGUGAAUUCUCUAAUUGAUGGUGCUGUCAACAAGAUCCAAGAAGAUCUGAGAAAUUCAAAAGAUAUGGUGAAACGUAUGCUCAACGCGUGUUCGCCAGAUCAACCAGACGGUCCAAUCGAUCAGCGUUUUCAAUCACAGGUUAUUGAAUGUACGGCUGACGAUCAAAAGAAGAUACGUAGGCGAUUGGCAAACAUCAUUACACAGAUCGAACGUGCCCAGCGCACCUGCGUGCCUUCCUUCUAA
Anisakis simplex (herring worm) is the source of this 576-nucleotide messenger RNA. NCBI's taxonomy places the organism in Eukaryota, Metazoa, Nematoda, Chromadorea, Rhabditida, Anisakidae. The record is from the annotation of a GenBank genome assembly.